ACACACACUUGCAUUAUGAACAACUCAGCUGAGCUGUCUUCUUCAGAGAAAAUGGCCCCUGAGGAGUUUGAAGGUGGGACAGCAGUGGCUUGUGUGAUCCUGGGUCUGUCCUUCCUGAUAGGAGCUCCGGGGAACCUUCUGGUUAUCUGGACCAUCCUGAGACACGUCAAGCAUCGUUCCCACACUUUGGUGCUCAUCCUGCACCUGGCUGCUGCGGACCUGCUGGUCCUCAUCACCCUGCCUCUGUGGAUCUACUCCCUGGCCCACUCCUGGGUGUUUGGAGAGGCCUCCUGCAAAGCCAUGGUGUACACAAUCAAAGCCUGUAUGUACAGCAGUGUUUUCCUCAUCACCCUCAUGAGCGUGGAACGUUUUGUGUCUGUGCGCUAUCCUUUUGCCUCAGCUAAGUGGAAGAGGCAAAAAGCUCUGAAUAAAGUACUGCUGACUCUGUGGACUGCAGCAUUCUUGUUCAGCAUACCUAUCAUUCCAACUCAGGUUGUAGGAAAUGAAUCUGGUGAGGAUCACUGUCUGUACCAACAGUACACUUCUGACACCCAGGAGCUGGUGUUUGUUCUGCUAGAGACACUGGUUGGCUACAUAUUACCCUUCUCCGUCCUGGUGGUCUGCUAUGGCUGCCUGUUUAGCCGGAUUACUCAGAUGACCUUCAAGUCCAAGCGCAAAUCUACUGUUCUUAUCACCAGUGUAGUGGUUGUGUUUGCCAUUUGUUGGACACCUCAUCACAUAGGAAAUGUCCUCUCACUCAUCAUCCUGGCCAUUCAGGGCUUGUUCUCUAAAGAAGCGAGGAGUCUGGAGAGUGUCAGGAAUACGAUGAGCAUCAUUGCUGGAGCCAUGGUGUUCAUCAGCAGCACUGUUAACCCUAUCCUCUACAUGUUUGCAGCUCGGUCCUUCAGGAGCUCCCCGCGUGACACCGGCAUCCAGAAGCUCUUCCGCCACAUCUCCAGCACCUCACCGGGCGAGGGCAAUAGAGAGAUGUCCUUUGUGUCCAAGAGACAAAGCAAACAGACCACCAGCUCUCAGUGUGUGUCGGAGUCAAAAGACCAAAUGGACAUAUUAAUAAAAAUGUGUGAAAAUAAUCCAUCCUGAUAUUGAAAAUUGAUGGGAUAGUGUCUGUGCUGUGUGUGCGUAUACUGUAUGUAUUUUGUAAUGAAGGAAAUUUUGCCUGAAAUGAAGCUCAUUUUUAUGAAAUUACAACACAGAUUAACAGGAUGUCAGUUUAUCUGUGCAAUAUUUGUCCAACUCUGUAAAUUACCCAUUUUAUAUGUUUGUUUGUUUUUCAAUUGUGAACCUAUAUUUAUAAAUAUGUUAUAUAUUAUGUAUGUACUUAGAUUUAUGCCUUUUAUUAUUAAAAUAGCACAAUAAGUAAUUAUAUACGCAUUACACAUCUUAAUGUAAGUUUUUGUAAAAAUAUAGUAUUUUUUUAUUAUUUUGUUGAUGCCAGCAAAGAAAAAUUGUAUUGAUUGUGUUAUUAAUUCUGUUUAAGCCUUUUGUAAUUGCCUGUAAGCGUGGGGAAAUGAUUAGGCAAAGCACAGUAAGUUUUCUGCUGGUAAUCCUGUGGUUGCAUCUGCCACUUAUCUCUGCUUUUGAUAUUUCACUCUCUCACAGCAGCUAUCUUGUUGAAGACAAGGCUUUAAGACAUUUUCAAUCUUGCUGUCUCUCUUUCUUGAGGAGCUGUAACAUCUCUGAUACUGUCGGAUUAUGUGAUUGUGAAGUCAUGUAACAAAUAUUUUGUUUAAUUUACCCGUAAUGCCCUGUUUUAAUCUCUUAUGGAAUCCAAAAACUACUACUAUUUUAAAAAUGCUUUUUACUGGUGACAAGUUAGGUAACGAUUGUCCUGGUAUCGCGCUACAGACAACAGUCAUGCUUUCAACUUCCUCUCAAUGAAAAGAUUGCAAAAUGAAAAACUGCAUGUUCCCUUUGGUGGGCAGCAAAAAGAGGAAUCAUGUCUUAAUUUUUUUUCACAGUCAAACCUACAUUUUGUGGUAAGACAGUUCAGUAUCAGCUUAUUUACUGACAUUUUUUUCUCCCACAUACGUCAAUUAAAUAUCUAUAAUAUACCAUUAUCAUUGAAUACUGAGUUUGUCUGUUGAUAUAACAACACACAAAAAAGCUCCUGUU
Xiphias gladius (swordfish) is the source of this 2133-nucleotide messenger RNA. RefSeq lists its product as uncharacterized. NCBI's taxonomy places the organism in Eukaryota, Metazoa, Chordata, Actinopteri, Istiophoriformes, Xiphiidae. Gene Ontology annotation, cellular component: membrane. The transcript has a single exon. Gene Ontology annotation, molecular function: G protein-coupled receptor activity. Gene Ontology annotation, biological process: G protein-coupled receptor signaling pathway. The record is from RefSeq and is a predicted model, not a curated record. The coding region runs from base 16 to 1101 and encodes 361 amino acids.